UCCCCCCUAGCUCCAUUGGGAAAGAAGAAAAUAAACCCACUGCUGCUAACCAGGCUAGUUAUGGAACCAAACACUAAAAACUCGUUUUUCCCUCUUUGACCAGCCAAAAGUCGGCUGCCCUUCAUACAGCGUUUUUACUCGGGAUAAAAGCACCUGCAGCGUUUAAUUGUUUGGACCGACUCUUUUUAUAAAGUAAAGUUGGAGAUGCCAGGAGAGGAUUUCAUUAGCUAGUGUAUCUGCGUGCUAGCCAAGUACGCUAACUGUAGCAUAGCCAAGAAUCACUGGAUGAACUUCGCAUGGUCCGACUGCUGCGAAUGGGAUAGUAGCCUGCUGUUUGACUGCAAGUUUUCCUUUGGGUUGGGUCUUUGUCACGGGAGUCUGUUUUACUUCAUGGACUCUAUCCAUCCGCAGCUCGAAGGUAGCAACUGCGUGCAAAUGUUGUUUUUGUGGCUUACGCCAUCACGUUAUUGAUCUUGAAAUCCAUUGGCAAGCUAACAGGAUAUUAGCCACCUCUCGCCACUUUGCUUUGUGGUUGCAGGCCAUGGACUAAAAAGCAUUCAUCAUUGACUGAGUGAUGGGAAGGCUGGCUUGAUGGCAGCUAAUUAUUUAUUGGGAGGCAGAAGUAGGAUACAACUCAACUGACUAAAGACGCCUUUGAACGUCGUCCCGAAACAUUUGAAUUGCUCCUUUUGUUUCCCUUUUUUCCUUUUUACUUGAAAAAUGCAUCAAAGAGCUGGAGCUUUUCCUAAGUUGGGAUAGGGGGAACGCACCAAAAAACAGCGGGAUUACAACUCUACCGCUGAUUAGUGGCCCUCGGAAGAAUUUUUCUCCUGUGAAUUCAAAUAAAAAGCGCUUAAAGUAUAAUGUCUACCGCAAAAGAAAACCCCUGUAGGAAAUUUCAGGCGAACUUCUUCAACAAAAGUAAAUGUCAGAACUGCUUCAAACCACGGGAGCUGCAUCUCCUGACUGACCAGGAUUUGACCCAGGCUAAACCUAUUUAUGGCGGAUGGCUGUGCUUGGCCCCUGAGGGAACAGACUUUGACAAUCCAAUGCAGAGAUCCCGGAAAUGGCAGCGGAGAUUCUUUGUGCUGUACGAACAUGGCUGUCUGCGCUUUGCUCUGGACGAGUCGCCAAGCACGCUGCCUCAGGGCACGGUGAACAUGAACCUCUGCACGGACGUCAUUGACGCCGAGCCCAAGACGGGCCAGAAAAACUCGCUGUGCAUCGUUACCCCCGAGCAGGAGUACUUCAUCAGAGGAGAGAAUAAAGAGAUCAUAAACGGGUGGAGCGAACAGUUGAUUGUAUACCCCCGAACCAACAAGCAGAACCAGAAGAAGAAACGUAAAGUGGAGCCUGCAACAUCUCAGGAACCGGGUCCGGCCAAGGUUGCAGUGACGGGCUCCGGUAUCCCUGAAGCCGAGAAGGUUCCAGACUCGAGCUCCAUCAUCUGGCAGGAGGAGCUAAACCAGAGGGAGGCUGAGGGGGCGGCAGUGUGGGCUGCCGUUGACCAGCCUUUAGGAUCACCGCUGCCCCCUGAAGGUGAGUGCGCGUCUGUGAGCCAGGGCUCUGAUGCAGGGUCGGUGAACGGCGAUGACGUGGAGCGAAGCAGCGUGCCGCUGCAUGGCUGCGUGCCCCAGCCCCCUACCGGUCUGCUCUCCCCAACGGGCUCCUGCUCCAGCUUGGGAGGGGUCCCACGCUGCAACUCCCCAGCACCCAGCGACCCCUUCCCCUCCGGCAGCUCCCUACUCUCAAACGGCUCUCAUAUCAGCGGCUCGGUCAGCUCGCUAGACUCGGAAGCCAGCGGCAGCACGGUCACCAGCACCGACAGCCACAGGGGCGGCCAUCAUGACCUACCACGCUCCCGGCGGAUGGAGGCCGAGGCCAGAAAAGCCGAGAAGAGGAGCCGGUUCAGGAGCCCCGAGAGGCAGGAGAAAGAAGCCGUCCUCAGCCCCGAGAGGAGUCGCUCCGGUGUUAUUGAGAAGUUGGAGGCCUUGGAGUUGGAGAAUCCAGAGAAAAUGGAGGUGGAGGAGUCGGGGAGGAGUGGAGCCAGACAGGGCCGGAGCGAGCACAGGCGCUUCCACAGAGAGGAGCAAAGGCAUGAUGUAGAUCAGGGUCUGGACUUUCCCUCCACCCUGCCCCCUCUGAGGAGAGCCAAGUCUUUGGACCGGAGGACGACCGAGUCGGUCAUGACGCCGGAUUUGCUGAACUUCAAGAAAGGAUGGAUGGUGAAGUUGGACGAGGAAGGCCAGUGGAAGAAGUACUGGUUCGUGUUGACGGAUCACAGCCUGAGAUACUACAAGGACUCAAUCGCAGAGGAGGCUUCGGACUUGGACGGUGAGAUCAACCUGUCCACCUGCUACAGCGUAACCGAAUACCAGGCUCAGAGAAACUAUGGCUUUCAGAUUCAUACCCAGGAAGGAAUUCACACUCUGUCGGCCAUGACCGCCGGCAUACGGAGGAACUGGAUCCAGGCGGUGAUGAAGAACGUCAGACCCUCCACCGCCCCUGAUGUGGCCAGCACCACUGAGGAUCACAUCCCUUUCCCCCCAUUGGAGGGUUUGGUCAGACCGGAUGUCGCUCAGGACUCUCCCUCCUCUGAGGCUUCAUCUGUAGAAAGAGAUUCUGCUGCUCCAGGCGUCAUAAAAAGCAGAGCACGCGAACGCAGACGAGAAGGCCGCUCGAAGACCUUCGACUGGGCCGAGUUCAGGCCCAUAGCCCAGGCUCUGGCCCAGCAGCGGGCACAGGAGGCCGAGAGCCUCCAGGUGGACAUGGGCGAGCUCGAUCGCAGUCGAAGGAGAGAGGAGAGGCGGAAACGGUAUGAGUCUGUGACGAGCUCGGAGCAGACGUCGGUGACGGAUGGAGGGAGAACGGACUCUGAUCUCAGAGAGGGAGUUGAACAUUCAGACUCAUUAGGACCCGCCUCUUUGGAAAGGCAGCAGAGGGUAGAGGAGGUGAUUGAAGAGCACUGGCGACAGGUUGAGAAGACGCCCAUCCGAGAGGAGAGGAGGGUGCCUCUUCCCGCCACGGUUCAGUCCAGGGAAACGGUGGAGCUGGAGCAGCUACUGGAGAGUUACAAGCAGGGGAUCGAGGACCUGAAGGCUCAGUUGGAAAGCUGCCACCAGCAGCUGCUCGACUCAAACAAGCACAAGCAGGAGCUGGAGCUCCAGCUGAGGAUGGCUCUGGAGAGGGAGCAGGAAAUCCCCGCAGGUUACAUCUCUCCGCUGGAGCACCCUUUGGGUCUGGAGGCCGAUGUGAUGCCCCAGACGAAGAGGCUCGAACUGGUUAGUUCUCAAGCACAGAGCUUAACAAAGAAGUACCAGGAGACCAAAGAGCUCCUGAAGCUGCAAGAGCUGAAAAAGCGCAAUAUGCAGGCACAGCUUGGCCUCACGCUUUCUCACCUCCCCAUCAAGGAAGCUAACUUUUCUGAGCCCCAAACAACGUCCACACCAGAAGGUCCUCCCCCUGAAACUGUCCAGAAAGCAGUGAGCUUCUUGCUACGGGACAGCACUGAGGCCAUUCAAGAACUAGAAGACCUUGUAACUGGUAAAACUCUGACUCUGAAGGAGUUGGGAAGAGUGGUAAAAUUCCAUAGCAUCAAUCAAGAAACCACAGGAAAGCAUGAGCUUCAGAAGCUCUUGGAGAGUUGGAAGUCCCAGCAGGAAAUAGAAAAUGAAAUGAUUAAAAAGAGUUUAGCCAGAGCAGGAGAGACCAUACGAGAAUAUGAAGCCCGUCUUCUAACCAUGGAGGACAUUAUGGGAAGAGUUCAGAAGCAAAGUUUUGAAAGCCUAAAGAGCCCCUACGGUCCCCUGUCCAAAAUCGAAAACCCCUCUGAGACGAGCGACAUGACGAUUGGACUGCUCUCUCAGAGGGUUGAACUUUUAACAGGUGAAAAUAGUGCCCUAAAACAACGAUGUCAGGAGAUAAUAAAUCAGCUGACGGAGGCCGACAGAGAAAUAGACAGACUGAAAGCCGAACUCAUCAGCCAGCAGGGCGGCAAACAGCAUCAUCUCGUCGUUGAGGAGCUGAAAAGACUGAAGACGGAGCUGGCUGAAAACCAAGCUAAUGCCAUCGACCGGGAGUAUUAUGAGAGAGAACUGAACGAGAAGUCUUUGAGACUUCAUGAAGCUCUAGUUACCCUGGAGGAACUCGGCAGCACCCUUAAAGACACUGAGAAGAAGUUACAAUUAAAGGAGGCCACGCUCAUAGGUCUGGGCUUCCAGGCCGACUAUGAGGACGAGGAACUGCACCCGGAGAAGGAACAGCUCAGAGAGCUGCUUGAGGCUUCAGAAGCUAAGGUUCUGGAAGCUGAGGCCAACGUUCAGUCUGCAGAGAAACGCUGUAGGGAGCUAGAAGCCAGGAACAACCAACUAGUUGCACUGAGUCAGGAAAUCGAGAAAGCCGGCAGGGAAAAGUUAGCAGAAGCAGAAAAUGAAUCAAGGAUGCUUCGAGAGAGGUUAGAAAUUAAGUUGGGUAAAGAUGGACAGGAUGAUGAUGCAGGAGAGAAGCAGGUCGACGAUAAAGGACUUCUAAAGCAAGUAGUAGAUAUGUUUGAGAUGAGGUCUGAAGCUAUAAAUAAGGUUUUAGUAAUGUUAGCAAAGGUAGAUGUUGAUGUAGAGAGGAUGCUCUGUAGUUUAAGAAGCACUUUAUUUGAUUCUUUGAAAGAACAGCCAGUUUUCAUGAGUGGAAAAGACAUGAGGUUGGUGUUAGAGUGGGAGUUCUGGAGCCAGAUAGCUGAAACAAAACCUUACGAAAGCAGACAAAACUGUGAACCAGAGCUGGUGGAGCAGGUAUUAGCUCAGAAAAACCUGCUGCUCUUGAAUAGGAAGGUGUGUUCGCAGGCAGAAACUGAGACGGACAUAGUCACAGAUUUUACAUCAAUGUACAGCUGGCUCGACGACAACACCAAUGCCCUUAUUUUUAAACAGUUGAGAGAAACCUUGGAGGUGAAGGCACAUGACUUGAAGCAAAUUGCUUCUAGUCUGAAGCUGAAUAAAGAUGAGGAGCUCUUGUCUUUAGCUCGAGCCAGAGCUGGGGUUGGGCCAGAACACUAUCUGCUUGAAUCUCUUAAAGAAGCGUUCACAGCUUAUGUGAUGAUUAGACUGAAAGCUCAGCAUGAGAAGGAGCUAAAGCAGAAUCAGACAGACGUUCAGACAGGCAGCUUGAAGUGUCUCAAUUGCCCUAAAUUGAGAGAAUUUGCCAGUGAGCUCCAGUCCAAACUGGAAGAGCUCCAGAAUCAACUGUCUAAAGCCUGUUUGAUGGAAGUGGAUUCUACAGAACUGGUAGCCAGGCACAAGAAGGAGCUACAAGAUGUCAAAGAUGGCUAUGAGCAGGAUGCAGAAAAGUUGAGGCAGGAAGUCGCAAAAGCCAAUGAUAUGAUGCGCCUUUGUUCAGAAGAAAAUGUUAAAGAGAUCGAAUCGUUGAUGAGCUGCAUGGAGAACCUGAAGAAGCAGCACGAGAUGGAGAGGAGAGACCUCGUGGAGAGGUUUGACCGGGAAAUGGAAGAGCUGAGAAGCAUGAUGAGUCCGGCAAACCCAGACAGGAACGCCAGAGACGAGCAAGCCCCGUCGCAUCCUUCCUCCGCCCAGACGCCGACCCUGAGGGAGCGCAUUCAGGAGCUGCUCACCCAAGUCUCGGUCAUGACCGAAGAGAUGAGGCGGCGCCAAGAGCUGGGUGACGUAACCACUCUGCGGCUGAAAUACGAGAGAGACCUGGAAAACCUGAAGGCCACCUGUGAGCGGGGCUUCGCCGCCAUGGAGGAGUCCCAUCAGAAGGUGAUUGAUGAGCUGCAGAGAAAACACCAGAGAGAGCUGGAGAACCUGCAAGAGGAGAAGGAGAGGCUCCUGGCGGAGGAGACGGCAGCCACCAUCGCAGCUAUCGAAGCGAUGAAAAACGCUCACCGGACAGAGCUGGAGAAGGAGCUGGACAAGGUUCGCAAGGCCAACAGCAGCGCAGAGAAUGCCGAUAUGGACGAGAUCCGAAGACAGCACGAGGAGGAGCUGUGUUCCUUCCAGCGGGAGAUUGAGGUGCUGUCGGAGCAGUAUUCCCAGAAGUGCCUGGAAAACGCCCACCUGGCUCAGGCACUAGAGGCCGAGAGGCAGGCCCUCAGGCAGUGUCAGAGAGAGAACCAGGAGCUCAAUGCACACAACCAGGAGCUGAACAACCGUCUGGCAGCAGAAAUUACAAAGAUGCGCUCCAUGACAUCUGAGGAAGGAUUGGGAGACACAAACACCACGAUACAAGGAAAGGAGCUGUAUGAGUUAGAGGUGAUGUUAAGGGUGAAGGAGUCUGAAGUUCAGUACCUGAAGCAGGAAAUCAACUCCCUCAAAGACGAACUCCAGGCCGCCCAAAGAGACAAGAAGUAUGCAACAGAUAAGUACAAGGACAUCUACACGGAGCUGAGCAUUGUCAAGGCCAAAGCGGAGCGGGAUCUUGGCCGGCUCAAAGACCAGCUGCAGCUGGCUCACGAGGCUCUCGGCGAGCCGUCGCCGGAGGACGUGGAGCGAGGAGGAUACGAUAUCAUGAAGUCCAAAAGUAACCCCGACAUCCUGAAGAUGGCGGCUGCUGCAGCCAAACGCUCUGAGCGCAACCUGAGGUCGAAGUCUGUGAAUCGUGACAUGCCAUGGGACAGUUAGGGCAGCUGAGGCCUCCUGUCCAUUCUCCUUUAGAGUCUGAAGGAAGGGCUGACGGCGGAGCAGAGGCUCCACCUGUUUGAAAAUAAAGACACUAAGGAGUUCUGACAGCGACGCACCACGUCUGCCUACCUUGCUGCAUGUUUAGAAGCCCACUAUAUUUUAACUCUAAUGACUUAUUUAGUUAUACUACACACUGGUCACCAAACACGGAUCAUAUGUUAAAGAAAAACACGGUAUGAAGUUUUCAUGUCUAGAGUUUGCAUCCAUGCACUUCAGUUAACUGUGACAUUUUGUAUUGUUUUUUUCUGCUAUGUCUUAUUGUAAAUACUGUUUUUAAAAUGAGCAUCUGUCCUGCGUACACUAAACUAUGACUGUGUAAGCUACUGUUUUAACUCUAGACUGUUGCUAGCCAAAGACCUGAAUGUAACGUUCAAUGGCUAAACGCUAAAUACUGACAAGUUACACUUGCAUAAGAGAAACCAUAGGAAUUAGUCCGGCGUUGAGGCUGCACGUCAUCGCUCCGCUACACUUACGACAGCACCGAUGGAGGCGUCGCUCCGUACACAACGAAAAGUGCUCGUCUGCGUUAGAAAACAUGCACCCGCCCACUUCGCUUCACCGCCCGGCUUCUAGAUGACCAAGUCCCUCAUAAAACUCUGAUUCCCCCUCUAAAGGUAACGGCUGAAUGCAGAUGGAUGCGUUCACUGACUAUAAUUUAAAUAUAUAAAUGAAAGCUAUAGUUUUUGUUUUUUUUCUCGCUGCAGUGUUUGGUCCAGCUGUAUAGGAGUCAUUCAGGUUAUGUUUGUAGUCUUGUUCAGUGGCAGUCCCUUUGUAUUUAUUUAAACGGUUGGGAUUUUUCUUUAACAUUCCCAUUCCUCUGUACUCUAUUAUUGUAAAUAUAAAGCAAAUAUACACCAACUGACUACAGGUUUAUUAGCAAUAAAUAUUUUUGCACCCUU
Messenger RNA from Melanotaenia boesemani (Boeseman's rainbowfish), 7591 nucleotides. It is a transcript of the gene mpripb, whose product is annotated as myosin phosphatase Rho interacting protein. Gene Ontology annotation, cellular component: actin cytoskeleton. Gene Ontology annotation, biological process: actin filament organization. The transcript has 25 exons. Lineage: Eukaryota; Metazoa; Chordata; Actinopteri; Atheriniformes; Melanotaeniidae. Gene Ontology annotation, molecular function: actin filament binding. The record is from RefSeq and is a predicted model, not a curated record. Bases 864 to 6632 code for a protein of 1922 amino acids.